AUAAAAUAAGGAGUUGUUAUAUAAAAGUGUUGUAAUGAUAGUAGUGAAGUUGAUUGCUUUACUUUUAAGUAUCAUCAUUAGCAAUAAUGAAGCUGCGAAGAUAUUGGCCUUGUACCCCUGUCUGUCAAUCAGUCACCAAGUAGUCUUUCGGCCGAUUACAUUGGAAUUAAUAAAGCAAGGUCAUGAUGUAACUGUUUUGACACCUUUUCCGAUGUUUAAAAAGGGCGAGGCUCCUAAAAAUCUAAGAGAAAUCGAUGUAUUAAACGCAACUUAUGGAAUAUACCUCGACCACUUUGCCAAAUCUGUGACGGGGAGCAAAUCUGAUUUGUACAUGCAAUUUGUUAACAUGACAUCGGCUAUUCAUUAUUCGUCAGCAGCGCAAAUGAAUUUAAAGGAAUUUAAAGAUCUUAUAAACGAUUCAUCAACAAAAUAUGAUUUAAUAUUUGUGGAAGCUUUGUACACACCGUUUCUUGGAAUAUCACAUGUAUUUAAAGCGCCAAUAAUUAUGUUCAGUUCUUUUGGACCAUACAUAGAUACAUAUGACAUAAUAGGAUCGCCAAGCCAUCCUUUCUUAUAUCACCAUAUGUAUCGACAAAGACUUUACAAUUUGACAUCAUGGGAGAAAGUCAGUGAACUAUACAUGACAUUUAGACUUCAACAAAUACUAAACGAAGCUGAAGAUAAAAACAACAGACUGCUGAAAGACGUAUUUGGACCAAAUACUCCGGAUUUAAGCGUUUUAAAAAGUAACGUGGAUAUGGUGUUAUUGAAUAUUCAUCCAAUAUGGGAAGGAAACUAUCCAGUACCACCAAAUGUUAUUUAUGUAGGAGGGUUGCAUUUAAACACUCCUAAGGAAUUACCAAGAGAACUAAAGGAAUAUCUCGAUAACUCUACCAACGGUGUUAUCUAUUUCAGUUUUGGUUCUAACGUUAGACCAUCUAUGAUGCCACAGGAAAAGUUUGAAAUUUUCAAAAAAGUAUUCGCUCAACUACCGUACAAUGUCAUAUGGAAAUGGGAUACAGACGAUUUCAAAGUUGACUCUCCUAAUGUAAAAAUACACAAAUGGUUGCCGCAAUCUGAUUUAUUAAGACAUCCAAAUGUUAAAGUGUUCAUAACUCAAGGUGGACUACAGUCAACCGAUGAGGCGAUUACGGGCGGAGUACCACUUAUUGCUUUCCCUAUGCUAGGUGAUCAGUGGUAUAAUGCAGAAAAAUAUGAAUAUCAUAAAAUUGGUAUAAAAUUGGACUUUGAAAAUCUAACUGAGGAUAAACUGAAGGAUGCAAUAACUAAAAUAGUGGAGGAUAAAAGUUAUAAAGAUAAUGUAGCUCGUCUACGUUCUUUGAUGCAAGAUCAGGCGCAACCUCCGUUAGAGCGGGCCAUGUGGUGGAUAAAUUACGUAAUUAGACACGGUGGAGCAAAGCAUCUCAAAUCUCCCUCCUCUAAUUUACCAUGGACUGAAUAUUACGAAAUCGAAUUACUCACUUUAGUUGUUCUAAGUUUAAUUAUAGUAAUUACCUUGGUAUAUAUCUUGAUAAGAUAUUUGUACAAAUAUGCGACCGUGAUAUUAGGAAGAAAUUUAAUUAAAAUGAAAAAAAUGUAAAACGUGUUUGAAUUA
This is a messenger RNA of Papilio xuthus (Asian swallowtail), 1615 nucleotides long. RefSeq names its product UDP-glucuronosyltransferase 2B31-like. The record is from RefSeq and is a predicted model, not a curated record. Bases 35 to 1600 code for a protein of 521 amino acids. The transcript has 4 exons. NCBI's taxonomy places the organism in Eukaryota, Metazoa, Arthropoda, Insecta, Lepidoptera, Papilionidae. Gene Ontology annotation, molecular function: UDP-glycosyltransferase activity.